This is a messenger RNA of Aedes aegypti (yellow fever mosquito), 737 nucleotides long. RefSeq names its product thioredoxin-like protein 4A (gene Dim1). The record is from RefSeq and is a predicted model, not a curated record. Lineage: Eukaryota; Metazoa; Arthropoda; Insecta; Diptera; Culicidae. Gene Ontology annotation, cellular component: U4/U6 x U5 tri-snRNP complex; spliceosomal complex; U5 snRNP. The transcript has 2 exons. Gene Ontology annotation, biological process: mRNA splicing, via spliceosome. The coding region runs from base 139 to 567 and encodes 142 amino acids.
UUGUUUUGACUGUUUUGCUUCCACAUUCGUCACAAACGUUUGAUCAGUGCGGACGAUAUUCCCAAAUUUUUAUUUCAAUUCUUAGGAAUUACGAAAAUCAGUUCCUUCGCGAGAAAAUACUAAUAAACUUCAUCCAAAAUGUCGUAUAUGUUAGCACAUUUACACAACGGCUGGCAAGUGGAUCAGGCCAUUCUUUCCGAAGAAGACCGAGUCGUGGUAAUCCGCUUUGGCCACGAUUGGGACCCCACCUGUAUGAAGAUGGACGAAGUGCUGUACAGCAUUGCGGAGAAAGUGAAAAACUUCGCCGUCAUCUAUCUGGUGGACAUUACGGAGGUUCCGGAUUUCAACAAAAUGUACGAACUUUACGAUCCCUGCACGGUGAUGUUUUUCUUCCGGAACAAGCACAUCAUGAUCGAUUUGGGCACCGGUAAUAACAACAAAAUCAACUGGCCCUUGGAGGAUAAGCAGGAGAUGAUCGACAUCAUCGAGACGGUUUACCGGGGGGCUCGCAAAGGUCGGGGUCUGGUCGUGUCCCCGAAGGAUUACUCCACGAAAUAUAGAUACUAGAAGUUUUGCGGAAAUUCAAUUUCGAUCUGGCUGUAUCUAUAUUUGUGGAUGGUCAGAAUUAUCAUUAAGUAGGUUCAAUCAAUAUACAAUAAUUUAAGAUUGUCGGAUUCUAACGUGUGACAAAUGUGAAAUGGAAUGUUCGCAAUAAAAUCUGAUUUAUGUUGCGAUAA